CCACAAUUGUUCAUAAUCUGUACUCUGUUUCUGUGUUCCCUGCAGAUGUUCAUCAGGUUCUGCUGGUUAAAGAAGAACUGAGUCCUGAUCUGGACCAGAACCACCCAGAGCCUGUCCACAUGAAGGAGGAAGAGGAGGAACCCUGGAGCAGCCAGCAGGGGGAGCCGCUCAGUGUGAAGGAGGAGGCUGAUGCCUCCAGGUCUCCAGUCAUUGCUGUUCUCAUAAAGAGUGAAGAUGAUGAAGAGGAACCUCUGAUCUCUCAUCUUCAUCAAGCAGAAGAUGGAGAACUGCCAAGCAGCAGCUCAGCUCAGCAGAACCUGAAAGCAGAACCUGAGGGAGAGGAAGAUGGAGAGGAUGAUGAUGUGGAGCAGCCUGACUCGGGGUCUGAAACUGAAGACAGUGAUGAUGAGUGGAAGGAGAGCAGGACUCCUGAGUCAGGUGUCAACAGAUCCCUGAGCUGCUCUGAAUGUGGCCAGCAGUUUAACAACAAGCGCUCUCUUCAGAGUCACAUGGCCGAUCAUUCAAGCUCAGCCAGUGAGGUCCAGCCACAUCUGAAGCUGUAUAGUUGUCCUGACUGCGGUAAAUGUUUCAACAGGAAGGAUUAUCUCAACAAACACAUGAAAUGCCACACAGGAGAGAAACCCUACGGGUGUGAUGUUUGUGAACAAAGAUUUAGAGUUAAGUCUAAAUUAAAUCGACACAUGAAAAUUCACACAGGAGAAAAACCAUUUAGUUGUGAGGUUUGUGAACAAAAAUUUAGAGUUAAAUCAAGUUUAAACAGACACAUCAGAGUUCACACAGGAGACAAACCUUUUAGCUGUGACUUUUGUGAGCGAAAAUUUCGUAAUAAGUCAACUUUAAACAAUCACAUCAGAAUUCAUGCUGGAGAAAAAGCAUUUAUUUGUGAUGUUUGCGAACAGAAGUUCAGGUUAAAAUCAACUUUAAAAAGUCACAUGAGAGUCCACACAGGAGACAAACCAUUUAUUUGUGAUGUUUGUGGGCAAAGAUUUACCGGAAAGUCUGCUUUAAACCGUCACAUGGCAAUCCACACAGGGGAUAAACCGUUUGGUUGUGAUGUCUGUGGGAAAAGAUUCAGUGAAAAUUCUCAUUUAAACUGCCACAUGAGAAUCCACACAGGCGACAAACCGUUUAGUUGUGAUGUUUGUGAGCAAAGAUUUCGAUUCAAGUCAAAUCUAAACAGACACGUGAAAAGUCACACAGGAGAAAGACCUUUUGGAUGUGAGGUUUGUGGACGAAGAUUUUUUCAGAAGUCUGCUUUAAACGGUCACAUGACAAUCCACAGACGAGAUAAACCAUUUGGUUGUGAUGUAUGUGGUCGAAGAUUUACUGCAAAACCUGCCUUAAGAAAUCACAUGAGGAUUCACACUGGAGGAGAAACUGCUUAGGGAACAAUAAAUGCUUGUUCUGCCGUUCAA
Messenger RNA from Poecilia latipinna (sailfin molly), 1436 nucleotides. RefSeq names its product gastrula zinc finger protein XlCGF52.1-like. The record is from RefSeq and is a predicted model, not a curated record. The transcript has a single exon. Lineage: Eukaryota; Metazoa; Chordata; Actinopteri; Cyprinodontiformes; Poeciliidae. Gene Ontology annotation, biological process: regulation of DNA-templated transcription. The coding region runs from base 120 to 1406 and encodes 428 amino acids. Gene Ontology annotation, molecular function: RNA polymerase II cis-regulatory region sequence-specific DNA binding; DNA-binding transcription factor activity, RNA polymerase II-specific.